Messenger RNA from Daphnia magna, 1725 nucleotides. RefSeq lists its product as uncharacterized. The record is from RefSeq and is a predicted model, not a curated record. NCBI's taxonomy places the organism in Eukaryota, Metazoa, Arthropoda, Branchiopoda, Diplostraca, Daphniidae. The transcript is spliced from 2 exons. Bases 26 to 1507 code for a protein of 493 amino acids.
UGUCGAAGACUAAAAAAAAAAAAAAAUGGCAUCAUCCAGUGAAAGCGACGGAGGUGCCGUCGAUCCUAAAGUAACUUUGGCACUUCGCACGAAGGCGAAACGUGCUCACACUCGGAGAGCAAAUAAAUUGAGCUCGUUGAUUGAACAAUCGGCCCCAAAUGAAGAAGUAGCAGUAGCCCUGGCUGUGCUAGAAGAAGCAUAUAUUGAAGCGACUACAUUGAAUGGCAAAUACAAGCAAACUGAGAAUCUUAGCGAGGAGCAACAAUUAGCAGCCACUCAAUGGGAGUCAGAAGUGUCGGAGCUGUUUAACGGAUGCAGAAAUGCAGCACAAGGAUAUCUACGAAAGGAGAAGAGGGACAAGCCGACAGACAGUGACGAUGGGCCGGUAAAUGCCAAGAAAAGAAGAAUCGAGUUGGAGCAUCAACGCCAACAAGUAGCCAUUGAAGAGCAGCGUAAAUUGGAAGACGUGCGCCAACGGAGCAAGCGAGAACAAGAAGACCUUACCUUGCAGAUCGAGUUCCACCGCCAGUUGGAAGGCCUUACAUCUACAUUUGCACCGGGUUUGUCAUCGACGAUGCUGAAUGUUGCGCCGGAGGAAGAGAAGAUACCCACAGGUUGUUGGCCCAAGAUAACCAUCAAGCCGUUCAACGGGGACCCACGGACAUGGCCAGAAUUCUCACUAUCAUUUAAAGCUGUAGUUCAUGACAGUCGCAUGCCUGACUUAAUGAAAAUGAUAGCACUGCGCGACAAUCUGGAUCCUGAGGUUAGAAGAAGAGUAUCAAAUCUUUUUAGUACUUCGGCCGUAUACAACGAAACUUGGGAAACACUCAACAAUCGAUUUGGGAACGUUCAAGUGAUUAUUCAUGCGCACAUCCAGGAAUUGCUAGCGCUCCAGCCAUUUAAGUCAGGAGACUUGAGAGCCCUUAUCAACAUGGCCGCGUUGGUAAAAGACGCAGUAACGAGUGUUGAUCAGCAGGGCGCAACGUCCUACUCGAACAUCGUGAGCCAAUUGGUACGAGUCCUCCCGAAUGAGCUGCAGAGAGAAUGGGGCAGAUUUGCCUAUCCACUUAGACCCAAGAUCCCUGGAUUGGCAGAUUUCGACCGAUGGAUCGAAGGAAUCGUCGGAGCGGAAGAAUUUAUGGGCGGUUCAACUAGUUCGAAAAUACCCCAUCCUCCUAGUAACCGCCAAGUAAAAUUCGGGCCAACGGUCAUGGCGACGGUCCUAAAAUCACCGCCGGCUAAAAGUAAUGCAUGCGGAGUGUGCAAAUCAGAUCCAGGACAUCCGCUAGCAUUCUGCCAGGUGUUUAUUGACCUAUCACCUACACAACGAGCUGAAGCGGUGGCGAAAACGGAUAAUUGCUUCAGGUGCCUUGGAAGAAAUCAUUAUUCAGCCAGCUGCAAGAAAUCAACAAAGUGCACUGUAACCGACUGCGAUCAAUGGCAUCACCCGCUAUUGCAUGGAUCCGGGAGAGUGUUUCCUCGUCGGCAAGAAUCCGCCAAGGAGUAAGUGCAGCUGUUGGAUCCCGUGGGACUGUUGCGGACCAGAUUGCUGGCCACAAAAUAAAACAUGCGGCAACCGGGGAAGAGGACAGGUGUGGAAGACGAAGGGGCGGCGGCGGCUCAUAUAGAAGAAAACGUAGCGGCAAGACGGUCACAUUUUUUGCUCUGUUUUUUUCUUCUUGCUAGUUCAAGUCGUGGGAGAGAAUAAAACAUUUCUUGGCUGCA